AUGGCCACUGUGGCCGCAGCUGCGCGGUCCCGCUCUCCCGUGCGAACUGAGGCGCCCACGGCUCUCGGGACUCUCUACGGACAUGGCGUCCUCGUGUCCCAGGAGCAUGCUGGCAGCACAUCGAUGGAGCGACUUUGCCGAACGAGGAGCUUUGGCACUGAAGUACGGGAGCUUUCUGCGAUCCUGCUGUCGCUGGAGGAGGCUCUGUUCCUACAGUCAGAGCUGCACGUGCUCGACGUCCAGAUGGAAAACACGGCUGGCGUCUGA
Messenger RNA from Symbiodinium natans, 267 nucleotides. The record is from the annotation of a GenBank genome assembly. NCBI's taxonomy places the organism in Eukaryota, Dinophyceae, Suessiales, Symbiodiniaceae.